UGUAUUAUAUUCAAACAUUUUGUCUGUAGAAUUUAUAAAUUGAGUUGUGCUGCCACUUUUGGGAAGACCAUAAGGCAGAAAUUUCCACUGCUUACAACACGAAGGCUUGGAACCAGAGGCCAUUCGAAGUAUCAUUAUUAUGGUGUUGGAAUCAAGGAGAGCAGUGCGUAUUAUCACUCUGUGUACUCUGGAAAAGGUUUGACACGAUUCUCUGGAAGCAAGCUAAAAAAUGAGGGAGGAUUCACCAGAAAAUACUCUCUUAGUUCUAAAACAGGAACUCUUUUACCUGAAUUCCCGAGUGCACAGCAUUUAGUGCUUCAGGAGUCUGUUUCAAAAGAUAAGGUCGACACAUUGAUUAUGAUGUACAAAACCCACUGUCAGUGCAUUCUGGACAAUGCCAUUAAUGUCAACUUUGAGGAGUGGAUGGUGUCUUCCUUGGAGAAUCUUCCGGAAAUCCUCUCAGACAAGAAACUGCCGAUAGCGCGACGAUUUGUGUCUUCAUUAAAGAGACAGACCUCCUUUUUACAUCUUGCACAGAUUGCAAGACCUGCACUUUUUGACCAGAAUGUAGUAACUUCUAUGGUGAAUGAUAUUGAUAAGGUGGAUCUGAACAGUAUUGGUUCUCAAGCACUCCUUUCAGUUACAAAUGACCAAGAUUCAGACUCCUACUCUGAAUAUGACUCAAUUUCAGUCUUUCAAGAGUUGAAAGACCUCCUGAGGAAAAACGCCACAGUAGAGUCUUUCAUUGAAUGGCUGGACUCGGUGGUUGAGCAGAAAGUUAUUAAGCCCAGCAAACAAAAUGGUCGGUCAGUGAAGAAGCGAGCUCAAGAUUUCCUUCUGAAGUGGAGUUUUUUUGGAGCACGAGUGAUGCACAAUCUCACCCUAAACAACGCUAGUAGCUUUGGCUCGUUCCAUCUCAUUCGGAUGCUUUUGGAUGAGUACAUCCUGUUAGCCAUUGAAACACAAUUCAACAACGACAAAGAGCAAGGUCAAAUGGAUUACUCGCAGAACAGCGCCACCCUGAUGACCCCUCCGAUCUCUCCUGCCAUGAUCAACCGUAGCAGUGUGAUCAACCAGGGCGCGAUGGCUGUGAGGCCGCAGAGCAGCUGCCCCAUCCAGCCCCAAGUGUCCUGCCAGACCUUCUCCGACAGCAUGUACCAGAGUCUGCACAAUGCUAGUUCCGGCUCCUAUCCCAGCUCUUCUUACUACCAGCCUGUGUUCAGAGCUCAGACUCACACUCCAACAUCAGCCUAUCAGGGUCGUGCUGAAAGCGCCCGGUACGCACCCUUCUCUGGACACCAGCUUACCAAAGACUGCUUCAGCAGCAGCUGCGCCGUGUCUCCCUACAGCUCAAGAGUUGCAGCGACUGGAUAUGCAGCCUCAGGUGACCCUGUGAUGGAUACCGAGGGCGUACAGCUGCUGGACUCCACAGCGUACAGCUUUGGAGGAAGUGCUUCCAGUGGAGAUGGAUGUUCAGGUCCAGUUUGCAGCUCGGGGCACAAUGGAUCCAGCAUCGCUCAUUCCUGCUCCGUCUCGACACCCUGCAUGUUUGGAACUCCUGCUCCUUAUCACUCCCAGAAUGCACUGCUGCCUCUUCAGGGGACCACAGAGAUUAGAGAAAUGAAGAUUAUGACAG
Sinocyclocheilus grahami is the source of this 1636-nucleotide messenger RNA. Its product is annotated as DNA-binding protein RFX6-like. The record is from RefSeq and is a predicted model, not a curated record. The annotation marks the transcript as partial. The transcript is spliced from 17 exons. Gene Ontology annotation, molecular function: RNA polymerase II cis-regulatory region sequence-specific DNA binding; DNA-binding transcription factor activity, RNA polymerase II-specific. Gene Ontology annotation, biological process: regulation of transcription by RNA polymerase II. NCBI's taxonomy places the organism in Eukaryota, Metazoa, Chordata, Actinopteri, Cypriniformes, Cyprinidae.